Molecule: messenger RNA, 1797 nt
Organism: Candidozyma haemuli
Lineage: Eukaryota; Fungi; Ascomycota; Pichiomycetes; Serinales; Metschnikowiaceae
Gene: TAF14
Product: TATA-binding protein-associated factor
Exons: 3
Coding region: 1-1797 (598 amino acids)
Biological process (GO): chromatin remodeling; regulation of transcription by RNA polymerase II
Cellular component (GO): Swr1 complex; NuA4 histone acetyltransferase complex
Molecular function (GO): histone binding
Source: RefSeq, a predicted model, not a curated record
AUGAGGUUUCUUCGGCUUUUCCAGGCAACAUAUGCCCAGGUAGUGGUUGUCACCAUGACAACUACGGUGUUUCAAACCGUUUAUGGGGCGCCUUCUGUUGUGGUUGACCAAGAGCCAGCGUCUCUUCCAGCUGACUGGACUCUGGUGUUUCCAGAUACCAUGUUGAACAGUUCCACUACAAGAACAGGCGACAACAUAACUUAUUCAUUUAGGAGUCCAAAUUCAGUGACGAAGCCAUUUCUCGGCGAAACUUCCAGAGCUUUUGAUGUGGAUCCAACUGUCACUUCGUCUUCUAUCACUUCUUCUAGUGUCACUUCAGCUAGUGGUACUACCAGUACAAGUCCACCGCUCUUCUUUGGACCUACUCUGUUACUCACAGAUAGGGAGCACGAGCGGUAUGCUCCUCAUGAUAGAGGAGGAAUGAAGCUGAGGGAAGAGGCUGAAACAGUGACGGUGGAGUAUCCUACGUUUGGACACACUGUGAACCAGGGAAUCACAGUUACUUCCAUGUUCACCACUGAAGAGGCAACCAAAACGGCUGUACCUAUAGUUGAGGCUCCAAAGGAGAAGGAAAAGGAGGAGGAAAAGGAAGAAGGAAGGUUUACGAAAGAGCGAAAGAAGAUCCAGAAGGUUCUUGAUGCGUUAUUUGGAAGUGGAGAUGAGGAUGAUACUGGAACAGGGAAGGAAGAAACCGAGAAGAAGUCGCUGGGAUCUGGCACUGGAGAGACCAGGACGUCAUCCCAGAGCUCUCUUGCCCACUACUCCACCACUUAUCUCAAUAUACCUGGUGAUGAUUCGCAGCCAUGGACCAAGGUCCCAUAUGGCACCGGGAAGAUCUAUGGGCCAGACGAGACGCCUACGGUGUAUGUCACGUCGAUUACCACGAUAUCGUUGCCACCCAAGACGUCAAUUGACGAGGAUAUGGGAACGUCAGCCACAGCCACUGGUACCAAGGCACCACCAACAACGACCAGUACCACCAAGCCAGCCCAUUCCAGCGACUUCAACGUCAAAAACGAGGUCAAUGACGCUGUAAAUGGGGAAGCCAAGCCUGAAGACUCAACCAGAGAACCAAUUGCCUCUAGGGAUGCCUCGCCAACAGCCUACAUUCCCUCCCACGGCACCUUCACCACCAAGAGAACCAUCCGCAUCACCACGCAUCAGAGCAUCAUGAAAGAUGUGCCGCCGGUGGAAAACUAUCCGAUGAGAGAGUGGUCGAUUGAGAUCACCAUGUUGAACGAGCAGGGCGAAGAAAUGAAGGCCAAUAUACUAGAUAAGGUUACUUACACGUUGCAUCCGACGUUUGCCAACCCGAUCAGGACUCUCAAGACGGCUCCGUUCCGUGUGGCUGAACAAGGUUGGGGUGAGUUUGAUGUGCCUAUUGCAGUGCACUUGGUGGGACUUCCUGAAACGUACACGGUGGACCACCAGAUAUCCAUUCCUUUAAAACUGGCUCAGUUGAACAAGCUUUUGGCUGAGCUGGGCCCGGUGCCUGCUGAGGACGCCAAGCGUAAGUACGAGAACGACUUGUCGUCGAAACUGAAGAAGUUAAAAGGUGCCAAUGGCGCUCCUACCAAGGGCUCGGUGGACUUGGAGAAGCUCGCCAACGGUCUUGCUAAGUUGAGCGAGGACGACUUGAUCGUGAUAGUGCAGAUGGUCACCGACAACAGAACCAACGAGAUGCACAUCAAAAACGACGUGGACAAUGGCGAGUUCACCAUGGAUUUGUACACUUUGCCUGAGUCCUUGUUGAAGAGCUUGUGGGAUUACGUGAAGAAGCAUACGGGGGAAGCCUAA